This is a messenger RNA of Aspergillus versicolor CBS 583.65, 663 nucleotides long. RefSeq names its product putative GPI anchored glycoprotein. NCBI's taxonomy places the organism in Eukaryota, Fungi, Ascomycota, Eurotiomycetes, Eurotiales, Aspergillaceae. The transcript has 3 exons. The coding region runs from base 1 to 663 and encodes 220 amino acids. The record is from RefSeq and is a predicted model, not a curated record.
AUGCGCCCGCAAAUCAUCGGAUCUCUCGCGCUUCUCGGCAGGGUCUCGCUCGCGGCGGCCAAUGAUGUUGUCUCUCUCAUGCUUCCAAUGGUAGACCAGCAAGACCUCGUUGCUGAAGUUAUCGGCAGUGAUGGCCCAAUGACCACAUACGUGAUCGGUUGUCCUGAGGGCGCUGAUUCUAACGACUGUGGUCUAGGAGAUGGUCUGACCGUUACCGCAGGGCAUUCUACGUUCAUCUACGAAUACUCCUUCGAUGACUACUGGCUUAGAGAAAGCUGCAAGUACCGCGGCACAACCUGGGUCUCCUGCGAGGUGACAAACACCCAGUCGGAUUUCUCCUCCGCAAUGGCUAUCACUACCUCCGUUGAUGUGCCCUAUGUUGCAGUCACCGUCACCUCAACCGCAACCGAUGCAGAACGAACCGCUACCGCGACUGCGACUAGCACUUCUGCUGAGCCCAAAUCCGAGUCUUCCUCAAGCACCCCGUCUGAGUCCGCUUCUACGACCGCUCAGCCCUCUGGAUCUGCUUCGCCUACCACCGACUCCAGUGCCGAUGCCGAGGAAACAUCCUCCGACAAUGCCGCCAUGGCCCAAGUCACUGGCUCCGCGACGCAGUGGCUCGUUAGCGGUGCUGGUAUGGCACUUGCUCUUGCGCUAGCUUAA